Odocoileus virginianus texanus is the source of this 5720-nucleotide messenger RNA. RefSeq names its product ATP-binding cassette sub-family C member 4-like. Gene Ontology annotation, biological process: transmembrane transport. Gene Ontology annotation, cellular component: plasma membrane. The record is from RefSeq and is a predicted model, not a curated record. Lineage: Eukaryota; Metazoa; Chordata; Mammalia; Artiodactyla; Cervidae. Gene Ontology annotation, molecular function: ATP hydrolysis activity; ABC-type transporter activity; ATP binding.
UGGUCUCCAACAUCCCCGCCGUCGCCUCCAGGAGCAGCGGGAGCCUCGCGGCCAGAGCAGCCCAGCGCCGCUCCACGCCCGCCCCGGCAGGCACGAUGCUGCCUAGGUACCCGGAGGUGAAGCCCAACCCAGUGCAGAAGGCGAACCUCUGCUCGCGCCUGUUCCUCUGGUGGCUAAACCCCUUGUUUAAAAUUGGUCACAAACGGAAAUUAGAAGAAGAUGACAUGUACUCGGUGCUUCCGGAAGAUCGCUCCCAGCACCUUGGAGAAGAGCUGCAAGGGUACUGGGAUCAGGAAGUGUUGAGAGCCCAAAAAGAUGCGCGGGAGCCUUCUUUAAUGAAAGCAGUCAUGAAGUGUUACGGGAAAUCCUACUUAGUUCUGGGAAUGUUAACAUUUCUUGAGGAAUGCACCAGAUUAGUUCAACCCAUAUUUUUGGGGAAAAUGAUUAGUUACGUUGAAAACUACGAUCCCAAUGAUUCUGCCCCUUGGCGUGAAGCCUAUGGCUAUGCGGCAGGGCUGAGCGCCUGCGUGCUCCUGUGGGCUGUUCUGCAUCACGUGUACUUCUAUCACAUUCAGCGUGUAGGGAUGAGGCUGAGAGUAGCCAUGUGCCACAUGAUCUACCGCAAGACACUUUGCCUUAGUAGCUCAGCCAUGGGGAAGACCACCACAGGCCAGAUAGUUAACCUGCUGUCCAACGAUGUGAACAGGUUUGACCAGGUAACGAUAUUCUUGCACUAUCUGUGGGUUGGACCACUGCAGGCUAUUGCAGUGACCGCCCUGCUCUGGAUGGAAAUAGGAAUAUCAAGUCUUGCUGGGAUGGCGGUUCUCGUUAUUCUUUUGCUUUUGCAAAGCUGUUUCGGGAAGUUGUUUUCAUCACUCCGGAGUAAGACCGCUGCUCUCACAGAUGACAGGAUCAGGACCAUGAGUGAAGUCAUAACUGGCAUCAGAACAAUAAAAAUGAAUGCUUGGGAAAAGUCAUUUAUAGACCUUAUUACGAGAUCAAGAAGGAAGGAAAUUUCCAAGAUUCUGAGAAGUUCCUACCUUAGGGGAAUGAAUUUGGCAUCAUUUUUUACUGUGAGCAAAAUAAUGAUUUUUGUCACCUUCAUCAGCAAUGAGCUCCUUGACAGCCUGAUCACAGGCAGCCAAGUGUUCAUGGUGGUGAUGCUGUUUGAAGCUCUGCGAUUUUCUAGCACCUUCUACUUCCCCAUGGCCGUCGAGAAGGUGUCAGAGGCCGUCGUCAGCAUCCAAAGAAUCAAGAAUUUUCUGUCACUUGAUGAGAUGUCACAGUGUUACCCUCAGCUGCCAUCAGAUGGUGAAAUGAUAGUGGAUGUGCAAGACUUAACAGCUUUUUGGGAAAAGGCAUCAGAGACCCCAACCCUACGAGGCCUUUCCUUUACUGUCAGACCUGGUGAACUGUUAGGUGUGGUCGGACCUGUGGGAGCAGGAAAGUCGUCACUGUUGAGCGCUGUGCUGGGGGAGCUGCCCCCGAGCCAGGGGAAGGUCAGCGUGCACGGGAGGAUUGCGUAUGUUUCUCAGCAGCCCUGGAUGUUCUCAGGAACUGUGAGGAGUAACAUUUUAUUUGGGAAGAAAUAUGAAAAAGAACGAUAUGAAAAAGUAAUAAGGGCUUGUGCCUUGGAAGAGGAUUUACAACUUUUGGAGGAAGGAGAUCUAACUGAGAUAGGAGAACGGGGAACCCCACUGAGUGAAGGACAGAAAGCCCGGGUCAGCCUCGCCAGAGCCGUGUAUCAGGAUGCAGACAUCUACCUCCUGGAUGAUCCGCUCAGCGCAGUGGAUGCAGGAGUCAGCAGACACUUGUUCGAACAGUGUAUUCGUAAGGUCUUGAAGGAGAAGAUCACAAUCUUAGUGACUCAUCAGCUGCAGUACCUAAAGGAUGCAAGUCAGAUUCUGAUACUGAAAGAUGGCAAAAUUAUACAAAAGAGGACUUUUGCUGAGUUUCCGAAAUCUGGGAUAGAUUUUGAAGAUAUCCUUUUAAUGAAGGAGAUUGAGGAGACCGAACCAUCUCCAGGUCCAGGAACUCCCAGUCUGAUCUCUGAGACUUUGGUUCCAUCUCAACAGUCUUCCAGACCCUCCUCGAAAGAUGUGGCUCCAGAGGACCAAGAUGCUGAGAAUAUACAGGUUACAUCACCACUGGAGGGCCGUUUGGUGGGAAAAGUUGGUUUUAAGACCUACAAGAAUUACUUCACAGCUGGGGCUCACCAGUUUAUCAUCAUUUUCCUUAUUCUAGUAAACAUCGCAGCUCAGGUCGCCUACUCCCUGCAGGACUGGUGGCUUGCAUACUGGGCAAAUGGACAGAGUACUCUGUAUUCCAUAGAGUAUGGAAAAGAAAAGGCAAUUGUGAUGCCUAAUCCUGUCUGGUACUUUACAGUUCAUGCAGUUCUAACUGGAGGUACCAUUCUUUUUGGCAUCACAAGAUCUCUGUUGGUAUUCUACAUCCUUGUUAAUUCUUCACAAACUUUGCACAACAAAAUGUUGUUGUCCAUUUUGAGAGCUCCGGUAUUGUUCUUCAAUAGAAAUCCAAUAGGAAGAAUUUUGAAUCGUUUCUUCAAGGACAUUGGGCAUAUGGAUGACUUGCUGCCCCUGAUAUUUCAAGAUUUCAUCCAGACAUUUCUACUUGUGAUUGGUAUAGUAGGCGUGAUGGUGGCAGUGACUCCUUGGAUUGCAAUACCCGUGAUUCCCCUUGGUAUUGCUUUCUUUUUUCUCCAGCGAUAUUUCUCAGAGACUUCACUAGAUGUUAAACGCCUGGAAUGUGCAACUCGGAGCCCGGUGUUUUCCCACUUAGCAUCUUCUCUCCGGGGACUGUGGAGCAUCCGGGCGUACAAAGCUGAAAAGAGUUUUCAGGAGCUGUUCGAUGCACACCAGGACUUGCAUUCAGAGGCUUGGUUCCUGCUUUUGACGACGUCCCGAUGGCUUGCUGUGUAUCUAGAUGUCAUCUGUGCCGUCUUUGUCACUGUUGUUGCCUUUGUGUCCCUGAUUCUUGCAGAUGCUUUGACUCCCGGGCAGGUUGGCCUGGUCCUGUCUCUUGCCCUCACACUCACGGGGAUGUUCCAGUGGUGCGUCAGGCAAAGGAUGGAAGUUGAGAACCUGAUGAUUUCAGUAGAAAGAGUGAUGGAAUAUUUAGACCUUGAGGAAGAAGCUCCCUGGGAAUACAAGGAUCAUCCCCCGCCUCCAUGGAGUAAUGAAGCAAGGAUUAGGUUUAACGCUGUUAACUUCAAGUAUACCGUAGAUGGGCCUCUGGUACUGAAGAACCUGACCGCAACCAUUGAAGCAACAAAAAAGGUUGGCAUUGUGGGAAGAACAGGAGCUGGAAAAAGUUCUCUUUUUUCUUCAGUUUUUCGAUUGUCAGAACCUGAAGGCUUUAUUUGGGUUGAUUAUUGUUGGAUAGGAGAUACUGGACUUCACAAUUUAAGGAAGAAAAUGUCAAUCAUAUUACAGGAACCUGUUUUAUUCACGGGAACAAUGAGGAAAAAUCUGGAUCCUUUUAAUGAACAUACAGAAAAGGAACUGUGGAAUGUCUUAGAAGAGGUACAACUUAAAGAAACCAUCGAAGGUCUUCCUGGUAAAAUGGAUACUGAUUUAGCAGAAACAGGAUCAAAUUUGAGUGUUGGACAGAGACAACUGGUGUGUCUUGCCAGGGUUAUUCUCAAGAAAAAUCAGAUAUUGAUUAUUGACAAAGCCACAUCAAAUGUGGAUCCAAGAACUGAUGAGUUAGUUAAAAAAACAAUCCAUGAGAAAUUUGCCCAGUGCAUUGUGGUAACCAUCACACACAGAUUGAGCACUGUUAUUGACAGUGACAUGAUAAUGGUUUUGGAUUCAGGGACAAUGAAAGAAUAUAGUCCACCACAUGAUUUGCUGCAAAACAGUAAUAGCCUGUUUUACAAGCUUGUGCAACAACUGGGUGAGGCUGAGGUCACUGCCCUCACUGAAAGAGCCAGACAGGUGCACACCGAAAAGAAAUAACCAGAUGUUACUCACAGUGGUCAUAUGGUUAUGAACGCUUCCAAUGGACAGCCCUCAGCCUUAAUGAUUGUUGAGUCAGCACUGUGAUUCUACCAUAAUGUCAAGUCCAAUCCAAAGGUGUUUUUCCAAUAGUUUUUGCACUGCAAAAAGUAUAUUAUACUUUUUUCUACACCAGUCCCAAAUAUUUACAUAUAGAUGUUAAUUUGGAUUUAUUUUCUCCAGUUUUACCCAAUGAUUUCAACCUCUAACAAAAUGAUUUACUAUUUUUAUUUAUAUUUUAUACUAAUUUUUCCUAUCCAAAUCAGAGGUGAAGGCCACAAGUAAAAGCUAUCUACCAGGUUUAGUGUCUUGAGAGACUCCAGAACCAAAAGUAAUUUUAUAAGAUAUAAAAAAAUGUUGUCACAGAUGUCUUUUACUGUUCCUAAAAUUAUAUAUUACUUUCCAAUUUUAUCAGGAGUUUUGUUUACUUGAAGACCAUGUGAAGUCACCAUUUGUUUUACCACUUUCUUUAACAGUGCUGGGAUCCAUUAUUACACACAAAUAUCUCUGAUUAAAAUAGUACAGAGAAAAAACAAAAAAAUAUACUUUAGUUUAUGUGAGAUAGGAGAGAGAGGUAUCCUCUGCCCAAAUUUAAGAUAUACGGUUUAAAAUACAUAAAGAUAAUAUUUAAUUAUAUGUUCUAAAACACAAGGAAGAGAAAAUAUGCUUCCUCAAAAUAGGAGCCCUUCUAGGUGAUCACUGUCUUCUAGAUGGAGAAUUGUAUUGUAUUCUAUAUUUUACACUUUUUAAAUUUAUAACAUAAAAUUUUCUAUGAUAACCUUUUUCACAUACAAUUCAGUGGCAUUAGCCACAUUCACAGUGUCAUGAAACCAUCACCAUCCAGUUCAUUUUUAGUGAUUAUUUUAGACCAUUCAGCUUAUUAUUUAUACAGUCAGUUUUGGUAAUUUCAUUUCUCUAUGAAUUAAUCUAUUUCAUGUGAGUUUUCAGCUUGAUUGGCUUAAAUUAUUCAUAAAAUCUUGUAUGUUUAAUAUCUACAGGAGCUAUAAUUGGGUUCUAUUUCAGUUUUUAAUUUUCUUUGAGCCUUGUUUUUUUCUUGAAUAAUCUUGUUUGAUUUUUUCCUAUUAAUUUUCAAAGAAUCAAAUUCUAUGCUUGAUUGAUCCUUUCUGAUUUUUUGUUUUCUAGCUCAUCAUAUUCUUCCAUUCCUUCAGCUUUUCUUCAUUUGAGUUUUUUCUCUUAAUUCUUAUAUUGGAAAUAGAUUAAUUUUUAAGCUUUUUUUCCCCUAAUGCAAGUACAUAAUACUUACUUUUUUAUUCCACCUAACGGCCCACUUUAGCUGCAGCCUACAAGUUUUGGUACUGAGCACUGAUCAAUAAUCAGCGUGUUAUGUAUUUUCCAAUUUUUAAUUUGAUUUGUUAAUUAUAUAUUUCACUCAUGAGUUAUUCAUCAGUGUAAUGUUCUCUAAACUCCAAAUGGUCACAGCUAUUUUUCUAUUAUAUUAGCCAUGUAAAAUUGCUAACAGUCAACCUUUUUUUAGCCCAUAAAAAUAACAGUUUCUUAUGGUUCAAUGUAAUAGUUUUCUUUUGAUAUUAAUAUAUAACAAUUUCAUUUUGGUCAGAGAAUAUUAGAGUGAGGAUUUUAAAGCAAAGGUUUAAAAUAUUGACACACAAAGUCUUUCUUUCCACCAUUUUAAUUUUCUACCUAUUAUCUAUUUCUAUUUAUUUCUAUUUUAUUUUCUAUUUCUAU